Molecule: messenger RNA, 1131 nt
Organism: Suillus subaureus
Lineage: Eukaryota; Fungi; Basidiomycota; Agaricomycetes; Boletales; Suillaceae
Exons: 2
Coding region: 1-1131 (376 amino acids)
Source: RefSeq, a predicted model, not a curated record
AUGUUAUCCGCCAUCGGUACAUCCAUUCCUCACAUACGCAUUUCGCCUGCUUCGCCAGUCAAGGCAUAUCGAGAGCCCUACUCCCCGUUUGUCUCUGCAGGCAACCCAGACAAGGAUGAUAGCGGGUACCGCCCACAGUCGUUGAGCCCCCAAUAUCACUUUCCUGCCAUAUCUCCCAGGCAUUCGUCUCCUCUUCGUCCUGCAGACUGUCCUCCUCCAAGAGAGUUUCAUCGUGAUCAGUUUGAUCUGCUUCUCGAAGUAUCGCGUGACAAGAGAGCUGCGCUCGGUUCAAGAAAGGUCCCAGAUCUGCGCAAGGAACUUGCCAUUAAGAACCAGAGAAAUAAGCAACUCGAGCGUCGUGCAUUCUUCCUGUCAAGAAUUCAGGAACCUACGUUGCCCACUACAGGUUCCAAAAACCCUAUUGAGUUCCCUAGCGUUGAUCGUUGCACACUCCCAUCUCUCGGCCUCGGUUCACCGUUGUUCUACUCAUCUGAUGAGGAGCAUGAUGGUUGUAUUGGAAAAGAUCUCCCCGGCCCCCGCACCCGGUUCGAACAGGCGGAUUGUCGUUUACCCAUCAGCAAGCCCAAGGCAGACCUGAACUUGGGUAGACGCAAACUUCCAUCGCUGGAAGAGAUCACCGCCCGCGUCGGACCACUCCAUCCUCCCCCAUCGGUGGCCAAUGAGCCUAUAUUCGUAACACCCCGUCUACCGAUGUUCCUAAGGAGCAACAAGAACUCGUCAACUGCACGGACUGUCUCGGACACGAAACCUUGUAUCAACAUCGGCAGAUUACAUAUGCCCGUUAGACGCCGUCAGAGCAGCGACUCUCUUUCUUAUAUGCGACUAAGCGCAAUACCCGGCUCUCCUUGUUACCCAAACAUCGAGAUAGCCAGUCCCCAUGCUCGCAGUAAUGCGAUAUGCGCGUUCACUGAGUCCAAUAUGCACGUCCUUGGCCGAGCCAACACUGCUCGUGAAAUGAUGACCACCAUCAAACGUCGCACGUCCCCUCCUCUCCCGUGCCUUGAAAACCAUCAGCCUAGGCCAAAGAGACACAGCGCUCCCGCGGAGGUGCAACUAAGAGGACGCUCUGGCUUCGAGCAUCCAAACCUGUCGUUGCCUGGGGCUUUCUGA